Telopea speciosissima is the source of this 712-nucleotide messenger RNA. RefSeq names its product probable calcium-binding protein CML41. The record is from RefSeq and is a predicted model, not a curated record. Gene Ontology annotation, molecular function: calcium ion binding. Bases 33 to 629 code for a protein of 198 amino acids. The transcript has a single exon. Lineage: Eukaryota; Viridiplantae; Streptophyta; Magnoliopsida; Proteales; Proteaceae.
AAACACUACCCAAUUCGGCCUUCCCUGCUCCAAUGGCAACUACUGUUUCCAAGCCAUCAUUAGGUAAAUGGUUCUCCAACAACAAGAGUUUCAGAAUAAGCUUCGAACGCCUUUAUCCUUCCAAAUCUGACCUGUCAAGUCGUAAUUUCUCUUUACCUAAGUCUGAGCUUAUUGCUACUACUACUACUCCAAGAAGUACACCCAGAGACCGAUCAAGGAAGGAUGAACUCCGAGAAGUAUUUGGUUACUUCGACACGGAUGGCGACGGAAAAAUCUCAGCUCAUGAACUCAGAUCUUACUUUGCAUCCAUAGGGGAGUACAUAUCGCUCAAGGAGGCUCAAGGUGUGAUCAAUGAUCUUGAUGCAGACGGCGACAAUUUGAUCAAUUUAGAGGAUUUUAUGAAGUUGAUGGAACGUGAAGGUGGACAUGAUGAGGAUCUUAGACGAGCUUUUGAGAUGUUUGAAGUGGAGAAGGGGUCAGGGUGUAUUACUCCAAAGGGAUUGCAGAAGAUGUUCAGACGCCUUGGAGAUGAAAUAUCACAUGAAGAGUGCAAGGCCAUGAUAAAGAUAUUCGACGUCGAUGGUGAUGGUGUUCUUGGUUUCCAUGAAUUCCAGCAGAUGAUGGCUUAAUCCUAUAAUUUGUAUCUGUUUUAUGUGUUUUUUGUUUUUCCCUGUCUCUCUGUGUGUGUGUGAAGGUUACAUACACAACAAUA